ACACACCACACACACCACAUACACCACACACACCGCCAGACAUCAUGCUGGAGUCUGAGACUACUGUGUUCCAGCUGCAGCCUAACAUCAUCUCUGUGCGUCUCUUCAAGAGGAAGUUAGGCGGGCUGGGCUUCCUGGUCAAGCAGCGCGUCUCCAAGCCACCGGUCAUCGUGUCCGACCUGAUCCGGGGCGGGGAGGCUGAGGAGUGCGGCCUGGUCCAGGUGGGGGACAUUGUCCUGGCCGUCAACAACAAGCCUCUGGUGGACCUCAGCUACGAGCGGGCCCUGGAGACCCUGAAGAAUGUGUCCCCAGAGAAUCACGCCGUCCUCAUCCUCAGGGGCCCUGAGGGCUUCACAACCCACCUGGAGACCACUCUGUCUGGAGACGGACGACAGAGGACCGUCAGGGUCACCCGGCCAGCCUUUCCCGCCUCCAAGUCCUACGAGCGCUGCUGUCUGUUAAGCCCCCUCAGUCCAGGGAAGGGAAGUAAGGACCCACAGCAGCUGAGGGCCAUUGAGAACCUGUCAUCCCCCUCGGUGACUCCGUCCUACAGAGAGGCCCUGCUCCAGAGGGGAGGGGUGCAGGCUCUCAUCGCUGCCCAGGACCCGCUACUCCUGAACGGGGUGGAGAAGAACAACGACUUGCUGAAGGAGAUCGAGCCGGUGCUGAGGCUGAUCAAAAGGGAGAUCAACGGAGAGGGACAGAGGACCAUAGAGAGCAGGGACGCUGAGGUGCAGGUGGACAGGGACCUUGGUAUGGGAAACGGUAUUUCACCCCAGCUGGCGUCUGAUAAGGACAGAGUGUGUGAAGACCUGUGGAGGAAGGACAACAACAUGCAGACGGUGCUCCAUAACCCUUACUCUGAGACAGACAAGCCUUCAGCCCAGGGGAGGAUCUCCCCUAACAAGGCUCUCCAGAACGGCAGCCCAUCCAAAUGCCAUCGCUUCAUGAAGAUCAAGAAUGUGGAGACUGGAGUCACGUACAAUGACACUCUACACCACAGCUCUAGUAAGUUGCCGAUCUGCACUGAGCGUGUGUGUUUCGGGUCUAUCAUGACACCAAGUCCGGGGAGCCGCAAGCCAGAUGAGUCUCGGACCAAAGAAGAGCUGCUGCCGCUGGCUACUGACUUCAUAGACCAGUACUACACCUCCAUCAAAAGGUUUGGCUCGAAGGCCCACCUUGACCGGCUGGAGGAGGCGAUGAAGGAGAUAGAGGGUUCUGGAACGUACCAGCUGAAGGACACAGAGCUGAUCUACGGAGCCAAGCACGCCUGGAGGAAUGCUUCCCGCUGUGUAGGACGCAUCCAGUGGUCCAAACUACAGGUAUUCGAUGCCAGGGACUGCACAACGGCUCACGGAAUGUACAAUUACAUCUGCAACCACAUCAAGUAUGCCACUAACAAAGGAAACCUGAGAUCUGCCAUUACCAUAUUUCCUCAGAGGACAGAUGGCAAGCAUGACUUCCGGGUGUGGAACACACAGCUGAUUCGCUAUGCCGGUUACAAGCAACCUGACGGUCAGAUUCUGGGAGACCCAGCCAACGUGGAAUUCACUGAGAUCUGUAUCCAGCAGGGCUGGAAGCCUCCCAAGGGCCGUUUCGACGUGCUGCCUCUCCUGCUGCAAUCCAACGGAAAUGACCCAGAGCUGUUUGAGAUCCCUCAAGACCUCAUUCUAGAGGUGCAGAUCACACACCCCAAGUAUGAUUGGUUCAAGGACCUGAAUCUGAAGUGGUACAGUCUGCCUGCUGUAUCUAGCAUGCUGCUAGAGGUGGGGGGGCUGGAAUUCACUGCUUGUCCCUUCAGUGGCUGGUACAUGGGCACCGAGAUCGGCGUCAGGGACUUCUGUGACAGCUCUCGCUACAACAUCCUGGAGGAAGUGGCCAAUCUGAUGGCCUUGGACACCAGGAAGACUUCUUCUCUAUGGAAGGACAAGGCACUGGUGGAGAUCAACAUAGCAGUCCUCUACAGUUUCCAGUCAUCUAAGGUAACUAUAGUGGAUCACCACUCUGCCACAGAGUCCUUUAUGAAGCACAUGGAGAAUGAGAUCAGGGCGGGGGGCUGCCCGGGGGACUGGGUCUGGAUUGUAACCCCCAUGUCUGGAAGUAUCACCCCCGUGUUCCACCAGGAGAUGCUCAACUAUCGCCUCACGCCAUCCUUCGAGUACCAGGCUGACCCAUGGAAUCACCACGUGUGGAAAGUCAACAAUGGGACACCCACCAAGAAAAGAGCCAUUGGCUUCAAGAAACUGGCCAAGGCUGUGAAGUUCUCAGCCAAGCUAAUGGGCCAAGCCAUGGCUAAGAGGGUCAAAGCUACUAUACUAUUUGCCACCGAGACUGGAAAAUCUCAAGACUAUGCAAGAACCCUGUGUGAGAUCUUCAAGCAUGCCUUUGACGCAAAGGUGAUGUCAAUGGAUGAAUACGACAUGGUGGAUCUGGAGCAUGAAACACUGGUGUUGGCCGUUACCAGUACAUUUGGCAACGGAGAUCCACCUGAAAAUGGAGAGAAAUUUGGAGCUGCCUUGAUGGAAAUGAGACAUCCUACAUCCAACACAGAGGACAGAAAGAGUUACAAGGUCCGUUUCAACAGCGUGUCGUCCUACUCAGACACCCGCAAAUCCUCCAGUGACGAACCCGAGCCCAGGGUCAACUUCGAGAGCACCGGACCCCUCGCCAACGUCAGGUUCUCAGUGUUUGGCCUUGGCUCCAGGGCCUACCCACACUUCUGUGCUUUUGCCCACGCUGUGGACACGCUGUUCGAGGAGCUGGGGGGGGAGCGCAUCCUACGCAUGGGGGAGGGAGAUGAGCUGUGUGGCCAGGAAGAGUCCUUCAGAAACUGGGCCAAGAAGGUUUUCAAGGCUGCCUGUGAUGUGUUCUGCAUCGGUGAUGUGAACAUCGAGAAGGCACACGAUUCUUUGAUCAGUAACGAUCGUAGCUGGAAGAAGAGCAGGUUCCGCCUCACAUACACAGCUGAGGCCCCUGCCCUAACACAAGCAUUAUACAGCAUCCACAAGAAGAAGAUCUAUGGAGCCAAGAUCAUACAGAGUAAAAACCUCCAGAGUUCUACAUCCAAUCGCUCCACCAUAUUUGUUAGACUCCACACAAAUAACGAGGACAGCCUGGCGUACCAGCCCGGUGACCAUCUGGGCAUCUUCCCUGGAAACCAUGAGGACCUGGUUACGGCCCUCAUAGAGAAACUAGAGGACGGUCCACCUGUCAAUCAAAUCGUUAAGGUGGAGUUCCUGGAAGAGAGGAACACAGCACUGGGUGUGAUCAGUAACUGGCUGGAGGAACCUCGGAUCCCCCCUUGCACCAUCUACCAGGCCUUCCAGUACUUCCUGGAUAUCACCACGCCCCCCAGCCCAGUCCUGCUUCAGCAGUUUGCCUCCCUGGCCACUAACGACAUGCAGAGGAAGAAGCUAGAGAUCCUCAGUAAGGGCUUGCAGGAGUAUGAGAAGUGGAAGUGGUAUAACAACCCAACCAUGGUGGAGGUGUUGGAUGAGUUUCCCUCCAUCCAAAUGCCCUCUACCCUGCUGUUAACCCAGCUACCCCUGCUCCAGCCCAGAUACUAUUCUAUCAGCUCCUCACCAGACGUUCACCCAGGGGAGAUUCACCUCACCGUGGCCGUAGUGUCAUACAAAACCAGGGAUGGAGAGGGCCCGAUCCACCAUGGAGUAUGUUCAUCAUGGCUCAACAGAAUAGAGGCAGAAGAAAUGGUCCCCUGUUUUGUCAGAGGUGCGCCUACGUUCCGAUUGCCAAAGGACCACAGAGCUCCGUGUAUCCUAGUCGGUCCAGGCACUGGGAUCGCCCCCUUCAGAAGCUUCUGGGAACAGAAACUUUUUGACUACGAACACAAAGGGAUCAAAUCCUGCCCUAUGAUCCUGGUAUUUGGAUGUCGUCAGUCCCAGAUAGACCACAUCUACAAGGAGGAGACAAUCCAGGCUAAGAACAAGGACGUGUUCAAAGAGCUGUACACAGCCUACUCCAGAGAGCCUGGCAGACCUAAGACAUAUGUGCAGGAUGUGCUUUGUGAGCAGCUAUCGGAGACUGUGUACCAGUGCCUGAAGGAAGAGGGAGGACACAUCUACGUGUGUGGGGACGUGGGUAUGGCCGGGGACGUCCUCAAGACCGUCCAGCAGAUUAUCAAACUGCAGGGAAACAUGACACUGGAGGACGCAGGGUUCUACAUCAGCAAACUCAGAGACGAAAACCGCUAUCACGAGGACAUCUUCGGUGUCACGCUGCGUACGUACGAGGUCACCAACCGGCUGCGUUCGGAAUCCAUCGCCUACAUUGAGGAAAGCAAAAAGGACUCUGACGAGGUGUUCUGCUCGUAGAACCGUAAGUGGGGUUCUGAUGUGGACCAAUCGGAAGGGCCGUACGCCGCAGGGGGGCGGGGAAACGAGUGACAGACACUACAGCUGAUCGAGAAUACUGUGCCAAGUUUUGUACUGUAAAAAAUGUUUGUUCUUUUUAUAUACCAGUUCAGCUUCAUCAUGGUCAGGCUCUGCACUUAGUCUGUAGCAAGGUUUGAAACAUUUUGUUUUUUUAGAAUUUUGAGAUGCGUUUUCUUGUUUAUUUUCCGAAAUUGAUUACUUUCUGAUUUCAUUAUGCAUCAUAAUGUGUACCUAGUAUUAUACCAGCCUCUUUGUUGAUGCAUGAGCAAGAUGAGAAUAUUGGUACAUAAAUAUACUGUUAGCUAUUUAAUGUUAGAAUCAAACCCCUUUGCUAAAGUUUUAUAUUUGCAGGACUACUUAUGGUAAACAAGGUCACAAUGCUUUGAUUGGAGAUUCAGUCUAAGGUCCAUUCCCAACCAACUGAAUCUAAUGCAUUUCAACAUAUACUGUACAAGGCUGAAAUGUUGUCAGUCUGAGCUGGUCUACCCUGUUUUGGUGUGAAUUCUUUUUUUUGAAAGGGAGAGAAAAAAAAUACAUAAAUGGGUGCAGUGAAGAACUAUGAACCAGAUUUGCUUGACAGUCCAUCAAAAUGCAUUUGUUUCUCUGUCUCUCCGCCUGGCUGUCAGAGUAGCAGCGUUUUCUCCCUAUUUUGUGGUCUGAUUUCCAACAGGAACUGCAUUAAAAUGUGGACGAAAGCUGUU
Salvelinus sp. IW2-2015 is the source of this 5092-nucleotide messenger RNA. RefSeq names its product nitric oxide synthase 1-like. NCBI's taxonomy places the organism in Eukaryota, Metazoa, Chordata, Actinopteri, Salmoniformes, Salmonidae. Gene Ontology annotation, molecular function: FMN binding; calmodulin binding; flavin adenine dinucleotide binding. Gene Ontology annotation, biological process: nitric oxide biosynthetic process. The record is from RefSeq and is a predicted model, not a curated record.